Messenger RNA from Porites evermanni, 10317 nucleotides. Lineage: Eukaryota; Metazoa; Cnidaria; Anthozoa; Scleractinia; Poritidae. The record is from the annotation of a GenBank genome assembly.
AUGGCGUCCUUUCGAACAGUUCCAGAGAGACUUUUGAGGCCUGCUGCACGAUCAGUUUCUGCAGGAGGACGAGGGUUUCUUUCUCCUAGGACGUCUCUAGGUAAACCAAGAAUGUAUCGGGCUGCGCUUUGCAAGGAACUCGGCAAACCGCUUGUAGUUCAAGAGGUCCCUGCCACCGAGAACUUGAAGUCAACGCAGGUUUGCUUUUAAAAAUAACUUUUGAAUACAUUAGAGACGAUAAAAAAAUUGAAAAUUUUUAGGUGGGUUACUUGGUAUCCCCGGCUUCUGUGGAAAAAAGUUACCUCUGAUUUAAAAUACCUUAAUCUCUUCAAUAUACCGUAAAAUUCCGAAAAUAAGCCCCCCCAAAGUCGUAACGCAAAAAAUCCUCCGUUAAAUCGCCCCUCCGAAUAUAAGCCCCCCCGGGGGCUUGUACUUGGAAUUUGCCCUCGAAUACAAAGUAAAACAAAGCAAAAAGGGUAAAUUUCCUUCCCACUACAAGCUAGCCCAAUCGAUUUUGAAAGGCAAAUUUCGCUCCGUACAUAAGCCCCUCCGACUAUAAGCCCCUCCGAAAAAAAGCCCCUCAAAAAGGGCCUUUGAAAAAUAUAAUUCCCGGGACUUAUUCAGGGGCGGAUCCAGGAUUUUUUUUAGGAGGGGGUGCACCCGUCUCUUGCUCUACUUCAACACCAAUAAACCACAUUUUUUUUUUGGCAGAAUACCAGUUGUAUUAGAAAACCGCAGGUCAUAUCAGGGGGGGGGGGGUGUGCACCCCCUGCACCCUCCCCCUAGAUCCACCCCUGUUAUUUCCGGAAUUUUACGGCAUAUGAAGUAAGCCCUUCUCUCAAACAAACGCUUCAAAAAAGUCUGACUUUUCUCUAAUUAGCCCCCCUCCCCCCAAAUGUCAUGUCUUAAACUAUUACGCUAACAAUCACUUUAUGUGAAAAAUACUUUGAAAACAACUGUAGUAAGUGUGAGAUAAAGCCUGGUUCUCAUUGUAUGCCGCAACCCUACUUACAACAUAGCCAUUGGUAACCAGCCAUGAUACAGAACAUAAGCCACUGGCAUCAAAAAAACAUGGCAGGUCUUGUCCCCUGGCCUGCCUGCAAAGUUGAAGUUAACUCAACUUGGCAGGCAUGCCAGCAGUAGGGGCUGAGAUGGCCUCUCCUGUUACUCCUGUUUUCAUCCCAUUAUUUUAAAGAGUACCAGCGGUUAUAUUACAGGUAGGUUGGGGGUGGCAUUUGUAACUGAAAACCAGGCUUUAGGGAAAGAUAAAGUGAGUUUGGAAAACCAUAGACUGAGCUGGGGCAGAUCCAGAAAAUUCAGAAAGAGGGGGUGGGACUAACUUUCUAGCUAGACAGUUACUGUUUAUAUAAACAUAACCCAUUUGCUCUUUGUUGAGAAGUUUUCUAGUCAUUGUCUGGCUAUGAAAAGUUAAAACUUACCACAAAGCUGUUUUCAGGUCUUACACUUGGGGGCCUUCUAAUCCAGAUGCAAAUUAUUAGCUCACUUGUUAGAGAGAUUACUUAGUUUUGAUUCUAGAAGCCCUCAUCACCCCAUCCCUUCCUCUCCCAAAUGUUAUUUUAAAGAAAAGAAGAAGUGUAAAAUUUCAUUUCCUUGUCAAAGUAAUUGCCGAAGUAGAUUUUGGAAAAAGUAGCUAAAUGAUUUUUGUCUUAUAAACCUUUUUCUUUUGUUAAAAUAUCACCAGGUCAGAGUUGCAAUUCACAGCUGUGGUAUAAACUUUGCAGAUAUACUCAUGUGUCUGGGAAAAUACCAAGAGAAACCACCACUACCAUUCAUUCCAGGUGAUAAGCUGACGUCUCUUGUAUUUUUUGAUUUGAGCUUCUUUGAAGGAAACUGAAUGUCGGUGACCUUCAUCUCCCUACCAGGAUUCUCUGACAUGUAUGUCUUGUUAGAUGGGAUGUGGAGGAGAGAACAUCUGUCUGGGGUUCAGGCCUCGCCUGUGUGGUUGUUUCCUUAGACAAAAUACUCCUAGGUAUGCUUCAUACUAAGGAAACCUGGAUAAGCUUUGGCCAUUUGGGCCUUUGGCUCAUGUGUGCCUUUACAUUUUUACCUGGGUGUAGGGUGCAGGUUGUUGGUUUUCCUUGGGGAUAGCCUGCAAGCAAGCUUUCUGGGGUGCUCUGGUGGUUGGGUGGGAAAAGGAAGGAGAUCUUCCAACUAGGUCUCUGGAAUUUGAAUUCCACCUCCAAUUCCCCUGUGGCUCCCUGUUGACUGAGCUGUCAAUUUUCCGCCAAUCUGCGUGAAGCAGAAAUGAGCGCAACACUGCUCUACAAUUGUUUCUUGAAACCUCCAUUCACAACACAAUUUUUUACCCCUUUUUCUCUUGGCUGAAUUGUAUUUUUUGGUUUAGCAAUAAUCCUUUCAGUUCCAUCCACAUAUCAUUUUCCCUUUAGUGAUCAUUUUAUUAAUUCUCAUAACUUUUCCUCUCGAUUGUGUAUUGAUAUUGUUCGGAGAAAAUUGAUGUUGAUCACUCUUGGGACCUGAAAGGUUGAAUAACACAGCUUGCUUUUUAUGGUGCAGGUUCCGAAAUUGCUGGUGAGGUGAUUGAAACUGGAGAUAAAGUAAAAAUGCUUUCGAAGGUAAUUGCUUUUUGACUUCUUAUGAAAAGAUCUGCAGACGGACGGACAGACAAACUCUUAGUUGCUAGACCUUAAAAAAAGAGAUAAAGUAAGAGGUUGGCAGAAUGGAGAUAGGAAAGAAAUACUCUUUACCCCUCACCCCCACCCAUCAGCUUGCAUAUUCUCCACGCACCUAUUCUCUAUACAUUUCCCUUGGCAAUGAUGAGGAGAGCUUGUUUAGCAAACAUACUUGGUGAUCAUUCUUUUUUUUACUGGACUUCUAUUCCCACAACUGUUUGUUAGAUUUAGCAGUGAUGUUCUAAGGGGAAAUAAAAGUGAUGGGGAUGCUCGUCGGAAACUUAAAGGGAGACCAAUGUGGGUGUGGCUCAAGCUUUAAUUGACCCCUAAAGAGGACCAUGCUAAAACAGACAUCUAAAUAAGAGUUAGCGAUCUAAAUAAUAUGGCAAUGAUGUUGUGAUCUUUUUUAAAAGUUAGAUUUCUGUGAAGUCAGUGUCAUGGCAUUUUGUGUAAAUUUCUUUAUGCACAGCCCUUAUAAGCGAUACCUGAAUGGGCAAAUUUAAUGACUUUCCAUCCCAAAGACCCUAAGUGAGACCAAAAUCUGCAAUUUACACCGCUCAGUGAGACAACGAGCAUCCCUGUCACUUUUAUAUGGGAGUCCCCACCCCGGGGUAAAUAAGUUACUGUCCUUUCUUAGAGGUUAAAGGGUUGAAUGUACCCCUUCUCCUUGAGCUUGAAAUUGCUUCUGCUAGAUCCUCGUACUCCUCCUCUGCUCCUUAUCCCUUCAGUCAUGUAGGUAUCAUAAUGCUGUUACAUAGUUUUGGGAGAAUUCUCAUGAUUUUUCUUCUUUAAGUACUAGAAAAAAAUACUGGUAUUUGAUGAAUUUCAACAUUGUGGAACUGUAUUACCAUAACCAUUCCGUCUAUUAAAAUGAUUUUUCUUUUACUUGUCCUUUUUCUAUCUUACUACUAUGUAUGAUUAUAUAUAAUUAUUUAUUGAAUAUAUAUCUUUUUUUUAGGGUGACAGAGUGCUUGGAGUAACAUUACUUGGUGGGUUUGCUGAGGAGUGUGUUGUGGAGCAAAGUGUAAGAAAUCUUCCUUUAUGACUUUUGUAACAGUUCAUAACACUACUGUAGUGCAUGUUAUAAAUUAGCUUGAUUCUCAAAUGCUCCAGGUCACUCACAGCCAUGUACUGUCUCCCAGGCUAGUAACAAUUAAGUUUUAUUGUUUUUGCAAGUUGUUAAUCAGGUGUAGCCAGGAGGAUUCAUUAAAUUGUAUAUUCCAAAUGUUUAUAUGGGGAGGCUCCGCCCUAAGGUCCAACCCUACCCAUUUAUAUACCAUUUUUCACGAAAAAGGUACCCCUUUUGUGUACCUUCUAUUGACAAAUGGUACCCCUGUCCCACACCUUGUUUAGAACUUUGCAUCCCUUUUAACUGCUGUAAAUGCACUGUCUUUGAAAUAGGAAUCAAUCACAAAAAUAGAACAUUUUCUUGACUUUAAAAAGCCAUAAAAUUCAUCUGUUAGCCCUAUUGGGCCCUGUCAUGGACUCAAAUGACAGGUUUCCCUAGCGUCUUAUGUACUUCAACCAGUGAAAUUCCUACCCUUUCAUAUACCUGAAGCCUGAAAAAGGUACCCCUUUCUGGCACAGACUCCCCAUAUAGGCCAUUAUAGGGACUCUUAGACCAUGUUAUGGAGAGGCACUUAGUCAUUCUAUGGAUGCAGUCCAAUAUGGUGUUACCAUUCAAAUAAAACCUCUGUGGCAAAACUUUUACCUGGUACAGUUGAACCUCCACUAACAGCGACUUCUCCUCAACAACCACCUCUCUGCAACAUCCACUUUUUUGUCCUGGGAGACAGCCCAUACAUUGGCUAUUUUUAUCAAACAUCUCUACAACAGUGACGGUAACUAAAAAGUGUGUCCCCAACUGCCAAAACAACUUCUCGACAAUAGCCAUUUUUUUUCAGUGACUGACUAAACAGUCAAGAGUGGUCAUAAAAAUUUGAUAUGCAUGGCACAUCAAUGUUUUAUCCCAGCAACUCUUUCACUGUAAAUACAGUAUUUUUUUAUUAGUAAGAAAAUUCUUUGGAACAUUCUUAGAUUACCAUGAUUACAUUAUUUAAGUUUUCAGGGUGCAAAGAAAGUCAGUUUUACAGUUUGCCAUUCGGGCAAGCAGUACCUAGCAUGUACUAGCCUGAAAAAAAAUUUAUGAGCAGGGUUGAUUGCAGUUCUUCUGCAAUUUGAAUUCCCCCCAAAAAACCACUUGCGGAUCGGGCAAGUUAAGAACAGGGCUCACUAGCUUGAUAGCAAAAUCCACUGGCCCCAGGUUAUUGGCCACCACUUUCUUUGCACGCUGGUUUUGUGUAUUUUAUCUAUAUAUAUUUAUUUAUGGUUGGCUACAGUAAGCGUGAACUUGGAACAAUAAACAUGUUGUACUUCCCCCCCUCCCCUCCUAAAUCAGGUGUCAUAUUACACCCCUUCCUCUCCGUAACGGCCACUUUCUUCUCUCCCCCAAGGUGGCCAUUGUGGAGAGGUUCAACUGUACUAUUUAUUUCUUAGGAUUUUACAAAGAAACAUUCAGAAUUUUUUUGUGAAGUUUUAUAUGUCCGUUAGUAGGAGUGAAAAAGUUAACUUAAGGUGAGUGUUUACAAUUUGAUGGUUUACAGGGACUUUGGAGGAUUCCAUCCAGAGUGGGAUUUCAACAAGCUGCGGCUCUUGCUGUGUCAUAUGGGACAGCUUAUGUUGGACUUACAAAUAAGGCCAACACACAGCCUGGGUAAGUAUAUAAUACUACCUUGAAUACAUGUGAGUUUUAUAUCAACAAAAUAACAUCCAUGGAUGCAGUGUAAAUAAUAGCAGUACUCAUUCUACUUGUGAAUCCCUGGUAUUCCAUGUGUGUGGUUUUCCACCCCACUCCAACUGCUGUACCCCUACUUCUCCUGCUAUGCCCCUAUGUGUGUAUUAAGCCUGCCCACCCCUCUCCCCCUGCUACAUCCCCAUGUAUUUAGCUCACCUACCCUGCUCCCCUGCCAUGUCCUUGUCUGUUUAACCCACCCACCUCACUCCUCCUGCUACCUAUACAUGUCCUUAUGUGUUUAACCAACCCACCCCCCCCCUCCUCCGACAGGAAGAUCACACGUCUCCUCUCCAUUCACAUCACCCCCCCCCACCCCCUCCCCCCCUUAACCAAACAAUUUCCUUUGUCCUUACCCCCCCCACCCCCCCCCCCCCCUCCUUCCCUGCUUAACUCACACACCCCCCCCCCUCCCCUCCCUCCUCCUCACCAGCUCCUUAUCCCUUUCACCCACCCCCCCCACCCCUCCUGCUACCUAUGCAUGUCCUUAUGUGUUUAACCUACACACACCACCCCUCUAACUACAUAAUGUACGUCCUUAUGUAUUUAACCACCCACCCCACCCCUCCUGCUACAUGUAAAUGUCCUUAUGUGUUUAACCCACCCACCCCGCUCCUCCUGCUACAUAUACAUGUCCUUAUGUGUUCAACCUACACACCCCACCCCUCCUAUUACAUAAUGUAUGUCCUUAAUAUGUAUUUAACCCACCUGGCCCUCUUAUGCUGCUAUGUCCUUUUAUGGUCUAAUUCAUAGCCAGACUGUGUUGGUGACAGCUGCUGCUGGUGCUCUUGGUUUGGCCACAGUUGAUAUUGCAGCAAAUAUACUACAGGCAAAGGUGUGUAGUUUCUAAAUGAAAUGUCUCAUUAGGUAAUGAUUUCAGCAACAAUAUUAUUCAUGAAGACAAAAGAUGUAGGAUUAGUAUGAACAUUUGAUUGUUCAGUUUAGGUAAAAGACAAGUUUUAGUGUUGGAAUCUCGGGGAAUCUCGUUGGCCGGGUUAAAAUCCCAGUGUUGACACCAUAUGUGGGUUGAGUUUUUUGUUAGUUUUCUCCCUUGCUCCAAAAGGUUUUUCUCUGGGUACCGGGGUUUUCCCCUCUUCUCCAAAGGCAACAUUUCCAAAGUCCAAUUCAACCAGGAAGGGUAGAUGAAGAACCACUAUGUGGAUGUGCAACCUUUAAAUCGUAUUUAUUUGUAUAUUUUGUUUUCAAUCUGUGCCUUCCUUAGUUGUGAAUCAGUGGUUGUACGCUUACUCAAGAAGCAGUGGUGGAUCUGCAGUGGAGGGGUCUGGGGUCUGGGCUUCCACCUUAUUUAUAGGCCAAUCUGAGGCCCACACAGCCACAGAAAAUUAUUUUUGAGUUUGGCCCCCUUCUUCUCUCAUGGUCCUGAAGAGUCAGCCUCACACUUACUUGAUGGUCAACACUCAAAGAAGGGCUUUUUGAAUAACUUAAAAAAUCGUUGAGAGUUGAAAAAUGUAACCAAAAUAAUGAAAGUGGCAUUAAAACCAAACUUUAUUUUUAUUCCUUCAGAGGAGGUCAUCCUAGGAUUGAUAACGACAAAUUGGUGUAGCUUUUGUUAAAUCCCAUCACUGUGUGAUGAUGUUUUUGUUUUUGCCUUUUCCCUGUAUAAUUUUUCUAAAGGUUAUUGGAGCGGCAAGUAAGGAGAAGCUUGAUGUUGUAAAAUCGAUGGGGGCUUCAGCUGUGAUUGACUACAAUACUGAGAGCAUAAAAGACAAGGUAAAGGUGUUUUUACAGUGAAAAGUUGUAUAGCAAACAGUUUGCCAAACAUACGAAAAUUAGCAUAAAAUGCAUCUGUUGCAUGUGAGCUCUUGAGACUGAAAUACUGAGCUAUUUUUGCAACAGGGAGUUGACUUUUAACAGGGUAAUAAUUAUGUAUAAAUUAUUAGUUAUUAGUUUUUCUAAUAUCACACUCCGUUAACCUUUGUCCUUCACAUCGUCCCUGUGUAUGGACCAGGUAAAUCUGGUUAAUGUCUUUAUUUAUUUAUUUGACUUUAAAAUUCAUUAAUAUUAUUGUAUGUCAGAUUACCAUUAAGGAUUGUUGCUUGCACUAAAUACUCGUCUAGCAGGUUUUUUCAAAAUAGUUUUAUACACUUUAGGCCUACCCUAAAAUGUGUGUUGCAGUUACUUGCAGAUGGUCAAGAUCUGGCUUUGUUUAGAAAUUCCAUUGUUUUAUAAUUAAGAAUUUAAUUAGUCAAUUUAUUUAUUUCAGUAAUGUAGUACGUCACACACAAAAAAAGAAAGAAAGAAAGAAAAACAAAUGUAUAAUGUAUAGUGCAAAAAAAGGAAUUAAUACCUCAUCAAUCAUGUUUUAUAAUUAAGUAACAAAAUAUUUCCUCAUUUGACUGAAUGCCAGGUUAAAGAAUUCACUGAAGGAAAAGGAGCUGAUGUGAUAAUGGAAGCUGUCGGAGGAAAGGUCUUUAAUGAAUGUUUAAAAAGGUAAAUCAACUUGCCUUCACUAGCAUGAUUCAAGAAAUAAUGAAAACAUAAUGUUCGAAAUAAUCUCAAAUAACUUUUAGAGCAAACGUCAUGUCAAGUUACUUUUAAUUAAUAACACAUCAGCAAGAUGAUCCACUUCAAUUCCAUCUAACCCUAAACAGUGAUUUGUUACAGUUAAAGACAGGUUUAUUUUUUGAAAUUUCUGAUUGUUAAAUUAUCUGUUUUUGAUCCAGUAUCGCAUGGGGUGGAGUUAUUUUACCAGUCGGUUUUGCCUCAGGGGAGAUACCACAGGUAUGAAAUAGCACACUGAGCUAGCAGAACUUAUUAAAUGUCAGUUGCCUUACACAGAAUUAUAUAAAACUAAGUCUCCUCCCCCUUAACAGGCACCACUAUACGACAAACACCUAGCUAAAAAGAACACCUAGAGUUGAUCCCUGUCUUUUUUUGUUGAUUUUCUAUGAGAUACCAUCUCUCAGAGGGAUGACUCUAGGACAAAUACUAGUUAAGAUGUUUUUUUCAGUUUUCUACUGAGCCCAGAUAUCUGAAGAGUACCCUGGCCUAGUGACAAACCCUCCUUAAAGUCCCAAAAGUGAUCAACAUCACGUCUUUCCCCUGACAAUAUCCAAUCUAUGCAUAAAUCCAGAGAGAUGGUAAAAGAAGGAAAUAAUCAGUAAGGGCCAGGAAAAUGCUUCGAUUUUUUAAACAAAUUCUCUCAGCUAAAGUUUCAAGGAAAUGUAUGGAGAUUGGUCUGGAGAAUUUGUAUGUAGAUGCUGUAGUUAAUUUUUUAUCUCAGGUAAUUUUUGUUCUUCUUAUGUUUUUGGCUAUGGUAACGUUUGCUAAUGAAGUUGAAGCAAAAGAAAAAGAAAAAUUACCUGAGAUAAAAAAUUAGCUACAACAUUCAGGCUAAAAGGAUUAAAUGAUAGUUGUGAUAUGGCAGAAACUUUCACCCCUUUAAUAUUUAUGCAUGUGAAAGUGCAAUGUAACAAACCAGUUAUCAGUUAUUCAAAAGCAGUUCAGUAACUGUUUUUUAUAUCUGUCAUUUUGUAUUUCCAGAUUCCAGCAAAUAUUCUGUUGGUAAAAAACUGCUCGGCUGGUAAGAUUAUUUGGUCUUUUUUCUCUCUUUCAGAUAGAUAGGUUUGAUUUUUUUAUGCUGACCAAGGUUGUGCGCUAACUUAUUUUUUUUUCUUUUUUAUCUAUUCACAGCUGGCUUAUUUUGGGUGAGUUUUACAACAGUACAAAUAUAAUACGUCAUUUUUCAGCAUUUUCCUAAGUAAUAUUUAUUUAGUAGGAAGUUCUCAUAGGAAAAGAUUACUGGUACCUGAAGUUUGACAACUUUUUAAAACAAUGAAAUUUCUACAAAACUUUUAGAUGGGAAUGUUUUGCAACAACUGUUACAAUCACAUGGUUUUUAUCCUUUUUUCAAUACAGUGUUUAAUUUCACUAAAUGAUUUUGACUGUACAAGUUGAAGGAUUAUUUUACUUUUGUUUAUACUGCUGUGAGUGGUUUAUAGCCAAACCUUUCUAUUCAUCCUUUGCAGGAACAAUAUUUUUGUCAGUAAUUCAAUAUUUCUGAAUAUUGAUUGUCCUUAACUGGCUUUUCAAAAAAUGGCUUGUGACUAUUGAUUUGAUUCUGCCAGGGUUCGCACAUGAAGCACAAUCCAAAGUUAUUAAAGGAAUCAGUGGAUAAAUCUCUAGAAAUGCUGCAACAGGGCAAACUGAAAGGACCUCACAUUUCUGGACAGUUUGAAUUAGAUCAGGUAUCUUGGAAUUAAUGUUUCUCCUGAAUGGGAUUGCAAAAAGCCCCAGUCUUUAGAUUAAUGGAACUCUUAACUAUCAUUUCAAAAUAAUAGGUUAUUGUUCCAGAACAAAAGUUAAGGGCCCUUGUAUCUUAAAAGCAUUUUAAGCAUCCUGGCCCUGGCACUGAUCAUUAUCUAACAGUUUAGGACCUUGAUUCUAGUUUACUUUUUAGUACUGUACAAAUAAAUGCGACCAAUGGACAUGCCACUGUCAAAUGGCAAAGACACUGGCUGUUCAGGUAGGAAUGAUUUUUGCCUGAAGGAUAGCAAAGUGCUAAGCAGAUUACUUAUUUGUACAGCCAUAACGUGAAUUAAACUGCAAUCAAUAUGAUGAGUGUCAGCUUGUUCUAUUUUAAUUAUCAUAUAUUUCCGGUAUCAUACACAAAAAUGAGACAAAAUUGAACCACAACAUGUUUUAUUCUUUACGGCAAGAGAAAAAGAGCUUAACAACACUUUGUAUUUUACACAGGCAAUGUUAACAAUAAAUUAUGAUCUCUAGCAUGGAUACUUCUUGUCAAAAAAGAGUGCAAACAGUUAUUAUUUUCUUAUUUUUUCUCAGGCCAAUGAAGCUUUUAAGUUUGUAAUGCAGAGGAAGUCAACUGGGAAAGUUGUGAUAAAUACAAGAUAG